AUGAUCUCUGAAUUUUCAGUGCUACGUCAGCGAGGGGGAUCGUUAGGCACAAGCGGUUUGAAGGAGGGGCCACAGAAAAGCGAAUUGGCUGUCGUCACCUCAGAAUCACAAUCGUCGUCCUCAAUACGUCGCAAGUCGCAAUCGUCGCCAGCGUCGCCGCGACAGCAAAUGGCAGACGGAUUGUCGCCUGCUGACGAAUGUGUCGGUCGCGCCGCGACACCGUCUCAACAAGAAGGCGGUGGCAUGUGUUUGCGGAGUUCCAGAUAUGCUUUAAGACGGCGUCGCUCCAUUCAACAAAAAGAUGAGGAGGGUUGCGCAACGAGUAGCUUAGCGGCUACCGCGGACGAGACGGUACAACCAUGUAAAAGGUUCAAGCCUGAGUCGCCCGGAGAAGCUCGAAAGAAUAGCAUUACUACGGACUAUUUGGAACCUCCAUCUGAUGGCUCGUGCUACGUCGAUCGCUUACCCGAUGAAAUAGUUCUUAAGGUUUUUUCGAAUUUGUAUGAAACAGACUUGGCUCGGUGCGCAGGAGUGUCUGGAAGGUUUUAUCGGAUAUCCAAUGAUGUUAAUUUAUGGAAAACAUUAUACCAAGGCGCAUUCGAAUACACGAUACCUAUGUAUCAUCCUACACAUGGAAAAUUCGAAUUGAGAGAACCACACAAGUGGCGAGGCACCUUGAACCCGUGGAAGGAGAGCUUUCGACAGUUGCGGCAUGCCAUCCAUGUGCGGCCCCGAUACGCCCAUAUUUACGAAGGCCACAUUGGGAGAAGCAUUCCACACUUCGAAACUCUAACCCAAGCACUUCAAUUUCUCGAUGCCGAACCGGAACGUGAGAAGUUGAUUCUUCUACAUACCGGCCAUUACUUCCCAGAGCCGAUUCUGAUCAGCACCCCUGUACAGAUCAUUGGUGCAAGUUCCCAGUGUCCGAUCAAUAAAGCUGUCGUGAUUGAACAGCGAGACGAUACAACAGUAACUCUCGUAGAGGGAUCGACUGGUGCCUAUAUUGGCUACAUAACCUUGCGAUUCAAUCCGGACAAAGCACCUCCUGCAGUGCCUCAUCAACAACACUAUGCGCUACAGGUAACGGAGGAAACGUCACCAUUGAUUGAUCGUUGCCACAUAAAUUCAACAUCCUCUGUUGGAGCAGCUGUAUGUGUGAAAAGAACGGCAGCCAAUCCGAAGGUGAGGCACUGCACGAUCACCGAUUGUGAGAACGUUGGCAUCUAUAUAACGGACGGGGCUCAGGGUCAAUUCGAGGAUUGUGAGAUUGCUAGGAAUUCCUUGGCAGGGGUUUGGGUAAAGAAUCAGGCCAAUCCAUUCUUCAGAAGGUGUCAUAUUCAUCAUGGAAAGGAUGUUGGAGUGUUCACAUUCGAAUAUGGCAUGGGCUACUUUGAGAAAUGCAAUAUUCAUUCGAAUCGUAUCUCCGGUAUAGAAGUCAAGAACAACGCAAACCCUACCGUGGUUCAUUGCGAAGUUCAUCAUGGUCUAACUGGUGGUAUCUACAUACAUGAAAAAGGUCGUGGCAGGUUCAUGGAAAAUCGUAUCUAUUCAAAUGCAUUUGCUGGCAUCUGGAUCACAGGCAGUUCGGAUCCGACCAUCCGAAAGAACGAAAUUUAUGCAGGGCAACAAGGAGGCGUGUAUAUCUUCGGCGAUGGACGAGGUCUCAUCGAGCACAACAACAUUUACGGGAAUGCACUGGCUGGUAUUCAAAUCCGAACUUGCAGCGAUCCAAUUGUUCGACUAAAUAAAAUUCAUGAUGGACUACAUGGUGGAAUUUAUGUGCACGAAAAAGGGAAAGGCCUCAUUGAGGAGAAUGAGGUUUAUGGUAAUACCCUCGCCGGCAUUUGGGUUACGACUGGUUCUUCACCUAUUUUGAGGAAGAACAGAAUCCAUUCCGGAAAACAGGUUGGCGUUUAUUUCUACGAUAACGGGCAUGGCCUUUUGGAGGAGAAUGACAUAUUCAAUCAUCUUUAUUCGGGUGUUCAAAUUCGAACCGGUUCAAAUCCAAAGAUUACGAGAAACCGUAUUUGGGGUGGUCAAAAUGGCGGCGUUUUGGUCUACAACGGUGGAUUAGGGAUGUUGGAAGACAACGAAAUUUUUGAUAAUGCAAUGGCGGGCGUCUGGAUUAAGACAGACAGUCAUCCAACACUUCGCAGAAACAAGAUUUAUGACGGACGUGAUGGUGGAGUGUGUAUAUUCAAUAAUGGAAGGGGCCUCCUUGAAGACAAUGAUAUUUAUCGCAAUGCGCAGGCAGGAGUGCUAAUAUCAACUGAAUCUAAUCCAACACUUCGUCGAAAUCGUAUUUUCGAGGGGAAAGCUGCUGGAGUAGAAAUUACAAAUGGUGCUUCUGCAACGUUGGAAGCAAAUCAACUUUUCCACAAUAAGUUCGGAGGUCUGUGUCUUGCUACGGAUGUGAAACCGGUGUUACGCGACAACAAAAUCUACGACAAUCAUAACGCGGUGGAGAGAGCUGUCGGACGAGGCCAAUGUCUUUUCAAGAUCAGCAGCUGUACGUCGUUCCCGAUGCACGAUUUCUACCGGUGUGUCAGUUGUAAUACUACUGAUCGCAAUGCGAUCUGCAUCAACUGCAUCAAAAACUGUCAUCGAGGCCACACUGUCGAAUUCGUGCGACAUGAUCGAUUCUUCUGUGAUUGUGGAGCUGGCACGCUGGAGCAUCAGUGCCGUCUGCAAACGGAAGUACGUGACAACGACACCGUCUAUGACUCGGCCACGCCGACCGGCUCAGACACACCUAAUAUGUUGUGA
Ostertagia ostertagi is the source of this 2766-nucleotide messenger RNA. The record is from the annotation of a GenBank genome assembly. NCBI's taxonomy places the organism in Eukaryota, Metazoa, Nematoda, Chromadorea, Rhabditida, Trichostrongylidae.